Opisthorchis viverrini is the source of this 1362-nucleotide messenger RNA. RefSeq lists its product as hypothetical. The annotation marks the transcript as partial. NCBI's taxonomy places the organism in Eukaryota, Metazoa, Platyhelminthes, Trematoda, Opisthorchiida, Opisthorchiidae. The record is from RefSeq and is a predicted model, not a curated record. The transcript has a single exon.
AUGCAGCUGCAGGAACAACUGUAUGAAGGCCUACCUUCUAAUGGCGCUCACAGUGAUGACAAAGUUCGGCGUCGACCUUUCGGACAGAAUCUCCGAAACCGCUUGAACACCAUCGUCAGUAUGUACAUCCCAUCUCAAGCCUCAGUCGAACGAAAAAAUGAUGAAAGUACGUGUGAACAUGCAGAACUUCUUUCUGCAACUGAUGCCAAAGUCGACCUUGCGCCAAAAAUGUUCGACGAACUUUACUCCAUACAGCUUCUGUAUAGUGGUGAAGACCUUGUGCGAAGUAUCGUUGAAGGGAUAGGUACACCCAUGUCAACAUCCACAGGGACAACACGAAAAAUCACCUCUAUUGCUGCUGACGAUCAUACACUCUAUGCAUGCCUGGAAGAACUACCUUAUGUGUUUUUGCUUAAGGCCCACCUGGAGUCGCAAGUGUGUGAACUGGAUGGUACAUUACGCCGCAGGGAACUUAGUCCAAUAAAAGGAUAUAUCCAGUUGCAUGUACCAGGCAUUGGUGACCUUGUGCCGCAGGAGUUAUCCGUCUAUUCUCCCACUCCUGAAUCAACCGUGAUGUAUAUCGUUGGAUGGGUGAGAAUUAUUGUAGACCCCAAGAACUACACUACCGAGAAACGCUGGUUGCUCGCCAAGUUCUCACUCGCUGGUCAACAUCUGGCACGUACUCCUGUUUAUUCUUAUCAAAGAUAUUCUGGUGUUGCCAUCGAUACGCAUGACGGAAGUUUACUUCUUGCUUUCCCACAACUUAAGGAGCAGAGCACAAACAGCCAUGACUGUACCACCGCGCAACUUUGCAAACUCACUCAAGGAUUCGAAAGGAGGAUAUUUUCCGUAACAAUGGGUAAUAAUGUGGCUACAUACAGACCGGAUUUUGUCUCUCAAGAAUCCGCUGGUCGUUUCUGCUGGGCAUCCGUUCAACGAACUCCACGGUCAGAUGGAACUCAGGCAACAAAUGAACAGGUGACCAGCACUUCAAGACGGUUGUUUUCCUUCCCUGGCAGACAACUGGAAGGAGGAGAGAAGAAACAAAGUGCCCGUGAAUGGCUUCAAGUUAUGUCUUGGGAUUUUGCAGAUUUGACACCGGGUCGGAUUGUGGCCUUUGAUGCUGAUCGUUUGUUAGUCGUUGACGCCAACACUGGAUCUCUGUCCUAUGUAACUUGGCAACAGGGGCAUGAUAGACCAACCCUUCACCGAAUAACACGUCCCCAUUCAAAACCUAUCAGUUUGAUUUGUUCCAACUACAAGGUAGCACAUGGAGAGCAAGAAAUAGUUUCCAACAUAGCUUACUUUGUUUCCGGCUCAAGCAUUUAUUCCUUCUCGUUUCGGGAGGAUUAUGUCGCAGAA